This is a messenger RNA of Aspergillus ibericus CBS 121593, 3759 nucleotides long. Its product is annotated as cytoskeletal protein-binding protein SLA1. The record is from RefSeq and is a predicted model, not a curated record. The coding region runs from base 214 to 3666 and encodes 1150 amino acids. Lineage: Eukaryota; Fungi; Ascomycota; Eurotiomycetes; Eurotiales; Aspergillaceae. Gene Ontology annotation, molecular function: identical protein binding; protein-macromolecule adaptor activity; cytoskeletal protein binding. The transcript is spliced from 5 exons.
UCACAUCCCCAUACCAUACAUACCAUACCACGUCCUGCCUCUUGUCAUCUUCCCAACCUCCGACCGUGUCGUGUCUGUCCACCCCGGUUCACCCGGCUCACCCUCUCCUGAUCCAGUUCCACAACCUGUUCUCGUCCACGCUGCCCUCCGCAGCCGCGGCACACAACCCCCGGACCCUCCACCACCGCCGUUGGCUACUGGACGGCUGCCACCAUGGGUUUCCUCGGGGUCUACACGGCCAUCUAUGACUACCAGCCUCAGGCGCAAGGAGAAUUAGAACUGCGCGAAGGAGAUCUCCUGUACAUCCUUGAGAAGGGUGAGGAAGAGGACUGGUGGAAGGCCAAGAAGAAGGCUGAGCGCGAGGAUGACGAUGAACCCGAGGGUCUCGUCCCCAACAAUUACGUCGAGGAGGCUCAACCGAUUCACGCAGCGAAAGCGCUCUACGACUACACACGCCAGACGGAUGAGGAGGUAUCCUUUUCCGAAGAUGCAGACUUGAUCGUGUUCGACAUUUCCGAUCCGGACUGGACCCUCGUCGGAGUCAACUCGGAUUACGGAUUCGCCCCCGCAAAUUACAUUGAGAUCGUCGAAGAUGCAGGCGCAGACCAUGCCCCUGCACCGUCAAUCCCGUCUCCUCCCCCCGCCGAACCGGAGCCCGAACCGGCGCCACCCGCCCUCCCGCAGCGACCGACGAUGAUGACGGCGGAAGAAGUCAACGGAACCGGCGCGGCUUCCCCAGUCGAUACUGUGCAGAAUCCUGCCGCUAAGGCCAUCGCAGAUAUCCUUCACAAUCAGCAUGCGUCACCGCCAGAGCCGGAACCGCCUAGGGCCAUCCCCCCGCCGCCUCAGCCGGAGCGUCCAGCGUACGACGAGCCCGAAGAGACCUACCGGGAUGAACCCUCGCCGCCACCCCCGGUAUUACCACAACGUCCUCCGUCCGCACAAGUGUCGUCGCCGGUGCGUGUGGAUUCUCCGCCCGAGCCCUCCAGACCGUCUCGUCCGGCGCUUCGCGAUAGCGACAACCAUGUCAAAGAAUCGCCUCCUUACAUCAGAGUCGUCGGCCAGCUGACCCCACGUUCCCCCUCGGGCUACCAUAUCUAUAAUAUCAAUGAGAUGGUGGAGGUUAUGGGCAAGCGGAAGAAGAUGCCCACGACCUUGGGUAUCAAUGUCGCAACGGGUACCAUCUUCAUUUCGCCGGAGGAGGGUGGCAAGACGGAGGAGUGGAGCGCAGACAAACUCUCUCAUUACUCCAUCGAGGGUAAGCACGUCUUCCUUGAUCUCAUCCGGCCCAGCAAAAGCAUCGACUUCCAUGCGGGCGCCAAAGACACGGCUCGGGAAAUCGUCUCUGCCCUCGGGGAGAUUUCUGGUGCCUAUCGCGCAGAGGGCCUGAAGGAGGUCAUCGCUGCUGGCACCAGCGGAGGACAGAAGAAGGGACAGAUUCUCUAUGAUUUUAUGGCGCAAGGCGAUGACGAGGUGACGGUGGCCGCAGGUGACGACGUUAUCGUCCUGGAUGAUAGCAAGUCCGAAGAGUGGUGGCAGGUGCGGCGCCUGAAGAACGGAAAGGAGGGUGUGGUUCCCAGCAGUUACAUUGAGAUCACUGGAACGGUGUCUACUCCCGUGAUCAGUGCCGAACCAGGUCUCUCGACCGUGGAGAAGAACCGUAUGGAAGAAGCACGGCUAGCCAAGGAAGCUAUGCGCAAGUCGAAGACCGAUUCCGUCGACAGCCCAGAGAAACGCGACAGUAAGAGCAAUCACAAGCCGAAACCGGAUCCGACCAAGACAAGACAUUGGACUGAUCGCACCAAAACAUUCACCGUCGAGGCACAAUUCAUUGGACUGCAGGAUGGCAAGAUUCAUCUGCACAAAGUGAACGGCAUCAAGAUUGCGGUUCCUAUCCCGAAGAUGUCCGUUGAGGAUCUCGAGUACGUCGAGAGAAUCACUGGAGUGUCCCUCGAUGAGGACAAGCCAUUGUCGGACAUCCGACGCCGUUCUCAGCGCAUCGAGCCUGAAAAGCCCCGAUCCUCGCCCGAAAGCAAGCGAGCUGGCACCGGAGCUGGAGCUUCCUUCCAGCAAUCCGACUACGAUUGGUUUGAUUUCUUCCUCAAGGCCGGUGUUGGCCCCCAUCAAUGUGAGCGGUAUGCGCAGAACUUCGUCAAGGACUCUAUGGAUGAGGCUAUUCUCCCGGACAUUACCCCCGAAGUUCUGCGCACACUUGGCCUGAAGGAAGGCGAUAUCUUGCGAGUGAUGCGCUACUUGGACAACAUGUUUGGCCGCACUGGAGGCAAGUCGAAGCUGCGCAACGUGAGCUUCGGCGGGGAGGAAGUCAUCGGCAACGGCGAGGAUGGUGCUGCCGGCCUCUUCUCUGGCCCCGGGGGUGCCCUGCGCAACAAUACCCGCAAGGGCCGGCCGGCGCCCACUGUGCAAGCCAGCGAUGUCGUCGAUCCCAAGGCCUUUGAGCAGAAGGAUGCUUCACAGCCUGAGCGCAGCGAAUCACCGCCCGCCUCCGCCACGCCUGUUGAACCACCGGUUCAAAAGGGCUUUGACGACGAUGCCUGGGAGGUGAAACAGCCUAAGCAGCCUGCUCCUACUGCCGCCGCCGCCGCUCCUGCUGCUGCCCCAUCCACGCCGGCAACGCCAUCAAGCCCACCUCCGGCGGCCUCACCUGCGGCCACUCAACCCGCGGCCCAGCAACCGCUCGCAGGAGCGAUGGCUGAUCUGUCUUUGCUUCAGGCUCCUCUCCAGCCCACGCCUCCUGCGCCUGCUCCUGCCCCGCAAUCCCCACCAGCAGCUUUGCCGCCUCUCCAGCCCCAGCCCACGAUCCAGCCCCAGCCGACCAUCCAACCUCAGCCCACGGCUGUGCCCGUGUCGCCGAUUCAACCACAGCAAACCGGGGCCACACCAGGCUUCUUCUCCCAAUUGGCACAGGCUGCGCAGCCUGUUCAGAACGCCCAAGGAUUCAGUCCUCAGGCAACCGGCUUCCAGCAGGCUGCCAGACAGCGUCCUCAGGCCCCUCCAAACAUGGCGCAAAGCUCGUUGCUCCCUCCGCCGCCUCAACGACCCCUCUCGGCGCCUCAGAAUUUCCCUCAGCAGCAGAGCUCUUUUGGUCCGCCUCCCUUGCAACCCCAGCUGACCGGCAUUCCUCAAGCGGGACCGCAGAUUGCUCCGCCCGGACAGAGUCUGGCCGAAUUGAACCAGCAGCGAUUCCAGCCAGCGCUCCAGCCGCAACCCACCGGCUUCAUGCCUCAGACUCAGUUCCAGAACGGAUUGGUUCCCCAGCCCACUGGCUUCCAGCCGCAGUCCCAGUUUGGGAUCCAGCAGCAGCAAGCUGGCUACCCGGGUCUGAUGCCGCAGCCUACGGGCUUCGGAGGCUUCCAGCCGCAACCGCAGCAGCCGAUGCAGACCGGCAUCAAUUCCGUUCUUCCUCCGGCCCUGCAGCCCCAACCCACGGGCAUGAACGGAAUUGGCAGCAUGCCUUACAGCGCACCGCCAGUGCCGCCCAUCCCGCAACAGCCCACGGCUGCACCAUUGCAGCCCCAGAAGACCGGGCCCGCUCCUCCGAUCCGGUUCGGUGUGAAGCACGAUGCUCCCAAGAAGCUUGCUCCUCAACCGACCGGUCUCCGGGCCAAUCUCGCCCAAGCCACGCCCACCAACCCGUUUGGAUUCUAAUCUGGACAUGUAUAUAUCAGUCUGUGACUUGGCGACACACGAGUUUCCUUUACUAUACAUGGUCGCUUGCUAUUUCUUGCUGGCGGGAAUGGC